AGGAAUCCCAAGAGGAAUCCGUAAAUCCUGGGAUUUUUGCCUCUGGAAGUUCGGGAUGCGCUAGAAUUGCAAAAAUUCCAAGAAUUCCCUUUCCCUAAGGAAUGCAGCACCAUGCGCUGCCUGGCCCGCCUCAGCUCCAAGGCUCUCCUGGUUCUCUGCUCCCUCCUGGCUCUGCUCUCGCUGCUGCUCUGGACCCGCUGCUCCCACCAUUCCCAAACCCCCCCAAAACCCCCGGAGCACCCCAGGAUCCCCGACAGCGAGGAAGCCUCUCCCCAGGACCAACCCAAAGCCCCCGGAAUUCCGGGAAGCGCCGGGAAGGCGGCGCCGAGGUACGAGGAGAUCGACUGCGUCAUCAACGAGGAGCACACGGUGAAGGGGCGGCGCGAGGGCAGCGAGGUGUUCCUGCCCUUCAGCUGGGUGGAGAAAUACUUCCAGGUUUACGGGAGGAUCGCCCAAUCCGACGGGAAUGAGCGCUUCGAGUUUUCCCACAGCUAUUCCAAGGUCUACGCCCAGCGCGCUCCGUACCGGCCCGACGGCGUCUUCAUGUCCUUCGAGGGCUACAACGUGGAGCUGCGCGACAGGGUCAAGUGCAUCAGCGGCGUGGAAGGAGUUCCCCUCUCCACGCAGUGGGGCCCUCAGGGCUACUUCUACCCCAUCCAGAUCGCCCAGUACGGGCUGAGCCACUACAGCAAGAACCUGACGGAGAAGGCGCCGCACGUGGAGGUGUACGAGACGGCGGGCGACGGGAACGGCGUCGGGAACGGCGUCGGGAACGGGGAGUGGACGGUGCCCAAGGGCUGCUCCCUCACCACCGUCUGGGACAAGGCCCGGCUCACCGCGGUCAAGCAGUUCUCCUGCCCAGAAAGCUCGGAGGGCGUUUCCCUGGAGCUCAACAACGGCCGGGAUUUCAUCAUCUCCUUCGACCUGAAGCUGCUGGGCAACGGCAGCGUGUCGGUGGUGCUGGAGACGACGGAGAGGAGCCAGCCCUUCACCGUGCACUACGUGUCCAGCACGCAGCUCAUCGCCCUGCGCGACCGCGACAUCUUCUACGGCAUCGGCGCCCGCGCCGCCUGGAGCACGCUCACCCGGGACCUCCUGACGGACCUGCGCAAGGGCGUGGGGCUCUCCAACACCAAGGCCGUCAAGCAGACCAAGAUCAUGCCCAAGAGGGUGCUGCGGCUGGUGGCCAAAGGCCGCGGCUUGCUGGACAACGUGACCAUAUCGGCCACGGCGCACAUGGCCGCCUUCUUCGCCGCCAGCCGCUGGCUGCUGCGCAACCAGGACGAGCGCGGCGGCUGGCCCAUCAUGGUCACCAGGAAGCUGGGGGAAGGCUUCAAAUCCUUGGAUCCGGGUUGGUACUCGGCCAUGGCGCAAGGCCAGGCCAUGUCCACGCUGGUCAGGGCUUACCAGCUGACCAAGGAGCCGGCGUUCCUGGGCGCGGCGCUGCGGGCCACGGCGCCCUUCAAGCUGCCGGCGGAGCAGCGCGGCGUCAAGGCGGUGUUCAUGAACCGGCACGAGUGGUACGAGGAGUACCCCACCACGCCCAGCUCCUUCGUGCUCAACGGCUUCAUGUACUCCCUGAUCGGCCUCUACGACCUGAAGGAGACGGCGGGCGAGAAGCUGGGCAAGGAGGCGCGGCUGCUCUACGAGCGCGGCAUGGAGUCGCUCAAGGCCAUGCUGCCGCUCUUCGACACCGGCUCGGGCAGCGUCUACGACCUGCGGCACUUCAUGCUGGGCACGGCGCCCAACCUGGCGCGCUGGGACUACCACACCACGCACAUCAACCAGCUGCAGCUGCUCAGCUCCAUCGACGACGCGCCGCUCUUCAAGGACUUCCUCAAGAGGUGGAAGAGUUACCUGCGAGGAGGCCGGGCUAAGCACAACUGAGGUUUCCUUGGGGUUUUUUUUUCUUUUUUCCCUCCCCACCCCACCACCCCGUCCUUCCACGCUUUUUUGAUGGAUUCUUCCCCCCCUCAAAAAACAGGACAAAACAAAAACAAAAAGUCGGGCCUUAAAACUGCUCUGGGGAAGGCGCGGCCCGGUGCGGGAAGGUUUGGGAUGGGGACGCGGCUGGGAGGUCGAGGUUUGGGUUUUGUUGGGAUUGGUUUUGCCUUUUCCCAGGAAAAGGUUUGCAGAAGCCAUAGAAGUCUUGGAAGCGCGGCCGCUGCCUGGAGAGCUCAUCCAGGGCCUCUCAAACUGGGAUUUUGUGUCCGUGUUGGAGCAGCUCCCGUGGGAUGAGCGCCGUCCAUGGGAAUCACCCGGAGCCCGGGAGUGCAAAGUGUGGCUUUAAAGGGGGGGGUGGUUUUCCUCGGGAUUCGCUUUUUUUGGGAUGAAAAAUCUGCAGGUAGAAUUUUUUGCCAGUUCUCUGCCUGGACAUCCUGGAGCUGGAGGGGUUUUUUCAUGGAAAACACGUGCCCGGCAUCGUGGAAGCACAACUGGGAGCUUGGAGCACACGGCCCCAGCUCACCAGCACCGGUGUCCCCUCGGAGAUGGGAUCCCUUAUCCUGGUCAUUGGAAUUCCCUCGGAGCUGGGAUCCCUUACCCUGGUCAUUGGAAUUCCUUUGGAGCUGGGAUCCCAUAU
Molecule: messenger RNA, 2581 nt
Organism: Sturnus vulgaris (Common starling)
Lineage: Eukaryota; Metazoa; Chordata; Aves; Passeriformes; Sturnidae
Source: RefSeq, a predicted model, not a curated record